This is a messenger RNA of Aspergillus homomorphus CBS 101889, 1104 nucleotides long. RefSeq names its product SDR family NAD(P)-dependent oxidoreductase. The transcript has 3 exons. The record is from RefSeq and is a predicted model, not a curated record. Bases 1 to 939 code for a protein of 312 amino acids. NCBI's taxonomy places the organism in Eukaryota, Fungi, Ascomycota, Eurotiomycetes, Eurotiales, Aspergillaceae. Gene Ontology annotation, cellular component: intracellular anatomical structure. Gene Ontology annotation, molecular function: oxidoreductase activity, acting on NAD(P)H, oxygen as acceptor.
AUGCAGCUGACGCUAUGCUGUGCUGUGCUGUACUGUGCUAUGCUGCACGGAAUUAUAAUCACCCCCUCCCUCCCUGACAGACUCUCCAAAACAUCACAUCACAGGCUCAAUCAUCAUGGCCACCAAUCCCUCCGGUUCCGCUCCGGAGCCACAGCGCUCAUCACAGGCGCCGCCUCUGGCAUCGGCUUCGCUGCCGCGCAACUAUGCCACCAGCACGGCAUGAACCUAAUCCUCCUAGACAUCGACUCAGCGCAACUCACUACUGCGGCCAAAACACUAACCGAUAAUGCGACAACCCCAAAAAUCCAUACUUUCGUCCUCGACGUCUCCAAACGCGAAGACUGGACACGACACAAGCCAGCCAUCCUGACGCUAUGCCCGCAGGGAAUCGACCUGCUGAUGCUCAACGCAGGCCGACUGGCGCGACCGACCGAAGGGAAGACACCCUGGGAGGACCCGGAGUAUUUCGAGAGCACAUUCGCGACCAACACGUUUGGGUACACGAACGGGCUGGCCGCGUUCCUCGAGAGCGUCACGGAUUCCAGCAGGAGCGACACGCCCCGCGCCGUCGUCCUCACCGGCUCGAAACAGGGCAUCACUAACCCGCCCGGCAAUCCGGCCUAUAAUGCCUCGAAGAGCGCGGUCAAGACGAUCGCCGAGCACCUGUCUUACGAUCUACAUGUCCAUAUCCGAAUGUCAGUGUGCAUCUCUGGGUGCUGGACGCCUGAGGAGACCGUCGCGUUUAUGGCAAAGAAGAUGGCUGCGGGCAGCUUUUAUAUCAUUUGUCCGGAUAACGAGGUCACUGAGGAGAUGGAUCGGAAGCGGAUUGCAUGGGCGAGUGGAGAUGUUAUUCAUGAUCGCCCGGCGUUGUCGCGGUGGCGGGCGGACUGGAAGGAGAAGGCGGCUAAGGGGAUUGAGAAGUUGGAUGUUGGGAAGUGAGGUAGUGGGGCGUUGUACCUAUAGCUUUUGACUUUCUAAAAACACGGCACAAAGACGCUGAAAGCCAGCGAAGGGAUGGUCCGACUUAUCCGGCUGUAUUUGUCAGGAUAAUAUGGCUGUCUACAUAGCCUUGAACCGUGGACAGCUAAAAGACAAUCAUACAUG